CAAACUACAUGAGAUUAAAACCCUUUAUUCUUUGUAUCUCAAAACAUUGUUCUUCCUUUGAAUCCACUUCAUCAAAAUUUACCUAACAAUCUCACUGAUUUCGACCACUACACUUCACCUUCCAUAUUAUUUCUUCUUUUUUUCUUGAAUCUUUCAGUUAGCAUUAUUGUCUUUGCUGCUAUAUUUUCAUGCACACAACAUUACUCCCAUUUCCAACUUAAACAUUCAAUAAUGGUGGAGACUCUAACGCUAACGCCGUCGUCUUCAUGGCGGUGGACUCAAUUCCACCACCCACGUCGAUGGAUCCCUUCACUAUUCUCCAACCAAAAAACCCUUUUCACUGCUCUUUGGAUCGUCUUUAUAUUUUCUGUUUUAUAUUGGCAAAGGGAUGUUACUACCGGACUCUUGUUUUUCCGGCGGGAUUUUCCGGUAAAGCAGAUGCCUAAGCUCCGUCCGAUGGCUUUUAACUUAACGGAUUUUGGCGGGGUUGGUGACGGCGUUACAUUGAAUACGGCAGCGUUUGAGAGGGCAGUGUUAGCUAUUUCUAAACUUGGUAAGAAAGGUGGGGGGCAGCUUAAUGUGCCACCUGGCUAUUGGUUAACGGCGCCGUUUAAUUUAACCAGUCAUAUGACUCUGUUCCUUGCUGAAGGUGCUGUUAUAUUGGGUAUUGAUGAUGAGAAGUACUGGCCUCUCAUGCCUCCCUUGCCUUCAUAUGGAUAUGGGCGAGAGCAUAUUGGACCACGCUAUGGGAGUUUAAUACAUGGCCAAAAUCUCAGAGAUGUUGUAAUCACAGGGCAUAAUGGUACCAUUAACGGGCAGGGUCAAACAUGGUGGAAGAAGUACAAACAAAGGCUUCUUAACAACACCAGAGGGCCGCUUGUCCAGAUUAUGUGGUCUAGUGACAUAGUGAUCUCUAAUAUAACAUUACGUGAUUCUCCAUUUUGGACGCUCCAUCCAUACGACUGCAAGAAUGUAACAAUCAAGAAUGUCACAAUUUUGGCACCCAUCUUUCAUGCUCCAAAUACUGAUGGCAUAGAUCCAGAUUCAUGUGAAGAUAUGUUGAUCGAGAACUGUUACAUCAGUGUUGGUGAUGAUGGCAUUGCGAUAAAGAGUGGUUGGGAUCAGUACGGAAUUUCCUAUGGACGCCCUUCAACAAAUAUAGUCAUCCGAAAUCUUGUCGUUCGUUCAAUGGUCAGUGCGGGCAUAUCGAUAGGAAGUGAGAUGUCUGGUGGGGUAUCAAAUGUCACUGUGGAAAACGUCCAUGUCUGGAACUCAAGGCGUGCUGUUCGCAUCAAAACAGCAGCUGGUAGAGGAGGAUACGUACGACACAUAGCAUACAGGAAUUUGACAUUUGAAAAUGUUAGGGUGGGAAUUGUCAUCAAAACAGAUUACAAUGAACAUCCUGAUGGGGAGUUUGAUCCCAAAGCCGUACCAGUACUAGAGGACAUAAGCUACGUAUCAGUACACGGUGAGGGAGUUCGUGUGCCCGUGCGUAUCCAUGGAAAUUCAGAAAUUCCAGUGAAGAACGUGACUUUCACAGAUAUGUCGAUUGGGAUAACAUACAAGAAGAAGCACAUAUUCCAGUGUGCAUAUGUUCAAGGUCGUGUUAUAGGUACUGUCUUCCCCGCCCCUUGUGAGAACCUUGACCUAUAUGACGAGCAAGGACAUCUGAUACGACGUUCUGAUUCUCAGAAUGCAUCGGACAUAGAUUACGACUUCUGAAACAGUUUCCGAUAUCCCCUGUUUCCAGGGACAAUUUUCCCAGUGGCCAACCUUUGUUACUAUUUCUUGCCUAGCCAUUUUCUAGUUUUUCUUUUUCUAUACCUGUAACUUUCCUCUUUCCCUCUCUUUGUACAUAAAAAAGAAUGAUUCCUUAUGUAUCCAAAUUUCCAACAGCCAUUCAGUUGUAUGUAAUGUGGAAAACAGCUUGAAGUUUUUUGCACUGUUUCAAACUUUUUAUGCCUUAGAUUAGUUGCUUGGUAUAUAGGAUGACAAUGAUUGUGUAUUA
Messenger RNA from Nicotiana attenuata, 2008 nucleotides. RefSeq names its product probable polygalacturonase. The coding region runs from base 232 to 1722 and encodes 496 amino acids. Gene Ontology annotation, biological process: carbohydrate metabolic process. NCBI's taxonomy places the organism in Eukaryota, Viridiplantae, Streptophyta, Magnoliopsida, Solanales, Solanaceae. The transcript has 5 exons. The record is from RefSeq and is a predicted model, not a curated record. Gene Ontology annotation, molecular function: polygalacturonase activity.